AGAUAGUGUUUCAUACGGGGUAAUUUUUUGGAUUAACGCACAGAUUUGCCGUGUUUCAUGAUGGAAGACGUGCACGAGGUGAUAACAGCAGAAACUACAAUGAACGUGAAUAUUGUACAACUUAAUGCGACAGAGUUAUUAAAAUACUUGCCAGUUACUAUAAUUCUCGUGAUUAUAAUGUGUAUAGGAAUUGCUGGAAAUAUAUUAGUUAUAUACAUUUACAAAAGUAAAUUCAAGAGAUCCAGCGCAAGAGUUUAUAUUCUAAGUUUGGCGUUUGCAGAUCUCACGGUGUGCAUAUUUGGCAUACCAUAUCACGUGUUGGAUUUAACACAGAUUCUGACCUAUCCGGAUAAAUAUCUUUGUAAAGUAUUUAGUUAUUUUAUUGGUGCGUGUACAUUUAGUUCAAUUUUCAUUCUUCUGGUAGUUGGCUUGGAUAGGUACCUCAAAGUAUGUCGACCAUUAAAGAGACAGAUUGUGGAUUUUGGGGACAGAAAAGCGUGCAUUAUUGCAGUUUUUGUAGCCAUAGUAAUAUCUGUUCCAAACGGAAUAAUCUACGGACAUAGUUCAGUUAACACUGGCGUGAAUAAUCAUACAGGGAUAGAAUGUUUUCUUGAUGAUGACUACCAAUAUUCGAGUCUUGUUUUCGGAUACCUUGUCUUUAACAUGAUUGUUUUUCUUUUUUCUGUUGUAAUUUUGAUAAUAAUAUACACAUUAAUUUGCCGUAAAAUUUAUAAAAACGACUCGAAUGGGGAAAUAAUCUUGCAAAAUAGGCGAAAAGUGUGUUUAUGUUGCUAUGGUGAUUCAUCUACCGGUGACGAGGACAUAGAAAUGGAAGAGACGAAACAAAUAGACCUUGAAAGUAAAAAUGUGUCUAGUGAAGAGGAGAAAGGAAUACAACUUCCUUCAGAUAAAAAAUCCUUAUCUACAAAGGAAAACAUUGCAAGAAGGGAAACCUUGAUUAGACAUGCCGGAAGAAAUAAACGGAAAGACAAGGAAAGUAAUACAAGAAAGAUAACUCUGAUGAUGAUGACGAUAACUUUUGUGUUUAUCAUCUCUUACCUCCCUUUUAUGAUUAUUUCUGUAAGGGAUAAUUUAGACGAAACAUUUUGGGACACGUUGACGGAAUCUAAAGCUAUCAUAUUUGAUUUAUUGUUGCGUAUAUAUCUAAUAAACAAUGCAGUCAACCCUAUCAUAUACAGUUUCUGGGAUUUCCGAUUUAGGAAAGAAACUGCAAUACUUCUUAGUAAAAUAUUUUGUUGUGGGAAACAAGCUAUUAAAAACGAAAGUAGAUGUAAAAAUAAGUAUUCAUCCUAUAGUCGUUCUACGAAAAUAACAGAAUACAAUUUAUAA
This is a messenger RNA of Ruditapes philippinarum (Manila clam), 1350 nucleotides long. Its product is annotated as orexin receptor type 2-like. The record is from RefSeq and is a predicted model, not a curated record. Gene Ontology annotation, cellular component: membrane. Gene Ontology annotation, molecular function: G protein-coupled receptor activity. Gene Ontology annotation, biological process: G protein-coupled receptor signaling pathway. The transcript has 2 exons. Lineage: Eukaryota; Metazoa; Mollusca; Bivalvia; Venerida; Veneridae. Bases 58 to 1350 code for a protein of 430 amino acids.